Messenger RNA from Podarcis lilfordi (Lilford's wall lizard), 16545 nucleotides. Lineage: Eukaryota; Metazoa; Chordata; Lepidosauria; Squamata; Lacertidae. The record is from the annotation of a GenBank genome assembly.
AUGCCGCACAGCAUGUGAGUCCUAAUUGUGCCGGAAUUGUCCUAAGCGCCUCUUAGGAGGGCUGCUUGGGUGAAUGUCUGGGGAGGGAAAGGCAGAAUCGAGAAGAUCAAAUAAAAAAGAAGGUGGCAAAAGUUUUGCCACUCUGCUUUGUUUGGUCAGUGUUGCCUCCACGGUCCAGGGCUUGGCCCUGGAGUUGUGAGCCUUUCUCAAGGUGGACAAACUUGCUUUGCAUUUAGCAACUACACCAUGGGUAGGGAAACUUAAGGCCCAGGGGCCGAAUCUGGCCCAAUCGCCUUCUAAAUCUGCCCUGCAGACAGUCUGGGAAUCAGCAUGUUUUUACAUAAGUAGAAUGUGUCCUUUUGUUUAAAAUGCACCUCUGGGUUAUUUGUGGGGCAUAGGAAUUCGUUCAUUUCCCCCCCCUUCAAAAUAUAGUCCGGCCCCCCACAAGGUCUGAGGGACGGUGGACUGGCCCCCUGCUGAUCCCUGAUCUACACAUACCUCCAUGUUGUCUCUUUUUUGGAAGGGGGGGCCGGCUGAGGAAGGGAGGGACUUGGUUAACUCCGCCUUGUGGCAAAGUUAUGGCGAAGGCAGCUUGGAAACUGCCUUAUUUCUCUCUGUGGGCUCCUCCAGGCUUAUUCUCUGUUUAUUGAGCAUUUGUCCUGAUUUGAUUUGCUUACGCAGUUAGACUACAUCCAGACUUUAUUGAGCAUUUGUUCCAGUAUGACUGCGGGACAGUUAUACAGCCAGUGCUUUUUUUCUUUAAAAAUGUUUAGGGGUACUCUCAUUUUCCUACUCAUAUUGAAAUACUGCCGCUCAAUGAGGCCAAGCUUAGAUUCACAAAAUGUUUAGGGGUAUGCGUACCCCUGCGUCCCCACCCCCACUGUAUGCAGCUUGUUCAAAUCUAGCUUAUCUCUAGGAGCAACAACAGCGGAACACUGUUACUGGUCCUGAAUUGUUGUUGUUGUUGUUGUUGUUGUUGUUGUUGUUGUUGUAUUUGUAUGCCACUCAUCUACUGCUCCCAGCAGAAUAUUAAAAACACAACAAAGCCUUAAAAACUUCCCUAAACAGGGCUGCCCUCAGAUGUCUUCUAAAAGUCAUAUAGUUGUUUAUUUCCUUGACAUCUGCUGGGAGGGCGUUCCACAGGGCAGGUGCCACUACCGAGAAGGCCCUCUGCCUGGUUCCCUGCAGCCUCACUUCUCGCAAGGAGGGAACCGCCAGAAGGCCCUCGGAGCUGGACCUCAGUUUCGGGGCUGAUCGAUGGGGGUGGAGACACUUCUUCAGUUAUACAGGACCCAGGCCAUUUAGGGCUUUAAAGGUCAGCGCCAACACUUUGAAUUGUGCUCAGAAAUGUACCGGGAGCCAAUGUAGAUCCUGUUAUAUGGUCCCGGUAGCCACUCCCAGUCACCAGUUGAGGGUAAUGGGAAUUGUAGUCCAAGAAACAGCUGAAGACCCAAGUUUGGGAAACCUUGGGUUAGACUAUAAAGGUAAUUGACCCCUGACCAUUAGGUCCAGUCGUGUCCGACCCUGGGGUUGUGGCACUCAUCUCGCUUUAUUGGCCGAGGGAGCCGGCAUACAGCUUCCGGGUCAUGUGGCCAGCAUGACUAAGCCGCUUCUGGCGAACCAGAGCAGCGCAUGGAAAUGCCGUUUACCUUCCCGCUGGAGCGGUACCUAUUUAUCUACUUGCAUACUGACGUGCUUUCAAACUGCUAGGUUGGCAGGAGCAGGGACCGAGCAACGGGAGCUCAAACCGCCACGGGGAUUCGAACCGCCGACCUUCUGAUCGGCAAGCCUCAGGCUCAGUGGUUUAGACCACAGUGCCAUCUGCGUCCCGGGGUUGGACUAUAGCCGGUCUUUAUUGAGCAUUCACUCUGAUUUGUUUGCAGAGUGGUUAUACAGUGAUGAGACAGUUAUACGACAAUGAGCAUUUAUGAUAAUUUGCUUGCUUGGUGCAAUGCUACAGAGAGCAUCUUCUUGCUAAUUGCCCAUCCCACACUUUUCAUUGUGUUUCUCCAUCGUUUUUUUAAAAAAACAAUGUUGUAAUCCGCUUUGGGAUUCGUUGAAAUCAAAGGUAUAUUGUUUCCAGGAAACAAUCAUUCAGAAUUCUCACCGCCUUGUUUUUUGUUUCCUUUUUCUUGCCAGACCAUCCAUGAGCUCAGAUUUCCAGCAUUACAGUUUCAGGAUGCCAAACAUUGGAUUUCAGAACCUGCCUCUCAACAUAUACAUUGUGGUCUUCGGCACGGCCAUCUUUGUCUUCAUUCUGAGCUUACUCUUCUGCUGCUAUUUGAUCAGGUAAGGACACAGAAGAGCAACAGGUGGGCAAAGGCCGCUUUAUUCCAAAGACAGGCUGCCAGGGGACUGCGUGGAGGGAGGUGCCAAAAGCUAGAGGACACCCACCUUGGUGGCAGAGGCUGGCCGUUCGCCAUUCGGAAAGAAGGAGGUUGCUUUCAGCUCGGCAGAUGCAAGGAAAUGUCUCAGAUUCCUGUGUGUAAGGCACCCACUCUGUGAGGCUGGCUUCUUGCCAGGGGGUUCCUUUUAGUUUUCCCCAGUCUUCCCCAAAUCCUGCUGCCUUUAGAGAGAGCAGGCAAUUUUUGUCUCCCAACUCCCUUGCUUAGGAGAACUUUGCUCCGAGGUUUCCACUCACAGAGUGGAAGCGUUCCUUUGAUGUACGUAGCUCACAUUGUGCCAUCCUAAUGUUGACAGAUUCCAGUUCCCAUCAUUCCUGGGCUGUUGGCCAGGAUGACUGAGACUGAUGGGAUCUGGAGACCAGGAACAUCUCAGAGGGGACCAUGUUGUCUACCUCUGUUAUAAGCAGUCCUGAGGAUCCUGGUUCAGAAAAGCAAUUUUCUGGUUUUUGAGAAGAUUCAUUUUUUGUGAAUGCGUCUUUUCCUGGUGCACAGGGGAAAUAGUUUCCAUUUGGAGAUUCGCGCAUGAACCUGCCAUCUCCCUUUCACAGCUGUCGGGAUGCGGAAGCGAACUUUUCAAGGAAUUUGCUCUUUCUAACACUUCAGGGCAUCUAUCUCUCUCUCCCUCUCCUGCAAAUAACUUGCAUACUUGUGGUUAAGAAAUUGUCUGUAUUUUUUCCCCCCGCCCACCUCUCCAAAGUGUCUUGCAUGCAAGCUGCUCUCCCAGCAGCACGGUUCAGAGGUGAGUCGAUGAAACAGGCUCAGCCUGUUAAUCUGAAGAAAGUGGGAAAAGGCAGCCCUUUCCAAACCAACUGCCACUUGGGAAGUUUGAAUAUUCAGUGGCGCAGACCAAACAGGUUGGCGUAGGCUAUUUGCAGGGUGUGUGUUUAGCUUUAAGAAAGUCUGCGUGCUGGACACCAAAACAGCAGGCUAAGUCCGGCGGGUAUUCAUUCAGCGGACAAUAUUCUGCCUCUUGGUGGCGGUCAGGAACAAAGGGAUUUUAUUGUGUGGGAUUAGCUCCUAUUGUGACACAUCUUGCACAAAGAUUGGUUUUUCUAAACUAUCAGCUCAGCAGUGACAGGCUGUAUGUUUUGUACCCAUCAGAGAGAAAGACCCUAUUUGGCCACCGCUCCAAGCUACAGUUUAGUGUGACGAGACUGAGUCACACUAACACAUGACUUUUUCACACCCCACCAUGUCUCCCUCCCUCCUUCGUGGCCACAAGGAGGAGUUUGUACUUCCAUUCUUGUUGAAUCGUACUAUUGUGAUACAAACCGGUAAACUGCGGUUGAUCCUAUAUAUAGAUAGAUAGAUAGAUAGAUAGAUAGAUAGAUAGAUAGAUAUUUGGUUUUUCAAAUUAAAAUUUUAGAGUCACAAAUCCAACAUACAUCAUGAAAACAAGAUUCCAAAGAAUCUCUUGGACUUCCCUCCUCCCCUUUGUGGGUCCUAUUGUUAAUCAUUUCCUCCUGCAUCUUUUAAAGUAAUCCAAACCUUUUAUCUCUCCAUUGCAUCCAAAAUUCACCAUUAAACUACAAGUGAUAUUACAAUCCUGCUGUUUACAAUGGUCUUUUGGAUAAGUUAUAAAUUUCCCCCAUUCCUUAUUAAAAUUUUGGUCUUCCUGAUUUCUGAUUCUUCCAGUCAUUUUAGCCGUUUCAGCAUAGUCCAUCAACUUCAUCUGCCAUUCUUCUCUGGUUGGGACUUUAUCUUCUUUCCAUCUCUGAGCUACCAGAGAUGGCCCAGAAACUGGCUGAUCUUAGCUCGUUUCAAACAAACCAUAGUUAAGUUGGAAUGAUGGGCUUUAAAGCUGAGUCGUUUAAAGGAAUGACAGUUAGCAUUUGUUGUAGCCGAGUUGUUGGAACAAAGAUUAAUCUGUGGCUAAUUGGAAGUGAAAGCUUCAGAACUCACCGGAACUCAGUUCUGGCACCUCUUGAUACAAGAUUGAGAGUAGGCUUGAGAAACCCAAAACAGCAUGCAAGUAUAAUAAUAAUAAUAAUAAUAAUAAUAAUUUUAUUAUUUAUACCCCGCCCAUCUGGCUGGGUUUCCCCAGCCACUCUGGGCAGCUUCCAACAGAAUAUUAAAAUACAAUAACCCAUUAAACUUUAAAAGCUUCCCUAUACAGUGGUACCUCGGGUUACAGACGCUUCAGGUUACAGACUCCGCUAACCCAGAAAUAGUACCUCGGGUUAAGAAAUUUACCUCAGGAUAAAAACAGAUAUCGUGCAGCAUCGCAGUGGCAGCGGGAGGCCCCAUUAGCUAAAGUGUUUCUUCAGGUUAAGAACAGUUUCAGGUUAAGAACGGACCUCCAGAACGAAUUAAGUACUUAACCCGAGGUACCACUGUACAGGGCUUCCUUCAGAUGUCUUCUAAAAGUCUGGUAGUUGUUUUUCUCUUUGACAUCUGGUGGGAGGGCAUUCCACAGGGCAGGUGCCACUACCGAGAAGGCCCUCUGCCUGGUUCGCUGGAACUUGGCUUCUCACAGUGAGGGAACCACCAGAAGGCCCUCAGCACUGGACCUCAGAGUCCAGGCUGAACGAUGGGGGUGGACAUGCUACUUCAGGUAUACAGUGGACCUCAGUGUCCAGGCAGAAAAAUGGGCGUGGAGACACUCCUUCAGGUAUACUGGACCGAGGCCAUUUAGGGCUUUAAAGGUCAGCACCAACACUUUGAAUUGUGCUUAGAAAUGUACUGGGAGCCAGUGUAGGUCUUUCAAGACCAGUGUUAUGGUCUCGGCGGCCGCUCCCAGUCACCAGUCUAGCUGCUGCAUUCUGGAUUAGUUGUAGUUUCCGGGUCACCUUCAAAGGUGCAUAGAGCUCAUUGCAGUAGUCCAAGCGAGAGAUAACCAGAGCAUGCACCACUCUGGCCAGACAGUCUGUGGGCAGGGAGGGUCUCAGCCUGUGUACCGGAUGGAGCUGGUAGACAGCUGCCCUGGACACAGAAUUGACCUGCGCCUCCGUGGACAGCUGUAUAUGCGGGACCUUUAGCCCUCCAGCUGAACUACAACUCCCAUCAGCCCCAGCAAGCAUGGCCAGUGGCCGGGGGCGAUGGGAGUUGUAGUCUAGCAACAUCUAGAUAGCCAGAGAUUCCCUCCACCUGGUUUAAUUGUAUUUUCCUAGUAUUGCCUGGGUACAGGUUCCUUUAUGUAGCUGUGUUGGCUGAUUUAAACAAAUCUUAGUCAGUUGGUUGUGUGGGUUUUUAAUUUAGUUAGCGAUUCUUCCAGGAAGCUUAUGGUGGCGUACUUGAGUUCUUCCCACAGCCCUUUUAUUCUCACAACAACCUUCCGAGGUUGUUUGCAUCUGGACCAAGGUCACCCACUGAACUUCAUGGCCGAGGGAGGAUUUGAACAGAGUGCCACCCUAGUGUGACACUCUUAACAAUGACAGCCCACUGGCUCUCUUCACUUAAAAGUAUACGUGAGGAGGGAAAUGAUAGUUCUAAAACAAAAGGUAUUCUUCCUUUUGUUUUUAGAUUUUGCACCGGUUUGUCGCAGGCGUCAUCACCUUAGAAGUGGGUUUUCUUCUCAUUUGGAGGGCAGGUUGAUUGGGGGAAGAAGCCGCUUAAAAUAGACCUAAGUAUAGUUUUCUAUUACUGGUACUAUUUCUUUUUCAAAAAAAAAAGCAAUGUACCCUAUUUUUUGCUCUAUAUGACUCACUUUUUUCCUCCUAAAAAGUAAGGGGAAAUGUGUGUGCGUCUUAUGGAGUGAAUGCAGGCUGCGCAGCUAUCCCAGAAGCCAGAACAGCAAGAGGGAUUGCUGCUUUCACCGCGCAGCGAUCCCUCUUGCUCUUCUGGCUUCUGAGAUUCAGAAUAUUUUUUUUCUUGUUUUCCUCCUCCAAAAACUAGGUGCGUCUUGUGGUCUGGUGCGUCUUAUAGGGCGAAAAAUACGGUAAUUAAUUGCAGCACCUUUCUAGCUGGUGAAAAGGUUUUUAGAACGUUUAAGCAAACCAUCUAAUUGAUGUAAGCGUUACCUUGUCAUGUUGAGACAUUCAACAUCCAAUUUUCCCUUGAAGAAGGGCACUGUUAUGAGGUCCUAACUGCUCCACUCAGGGGGUCUUGGGCUGUUUUUGAAUUUGUGCUGCCACCCCAGUGGCAAUUCUUUCUUCCAGCUCUGUGACAUUCACAUGUUGCAGCUAAUGCCUUUUUGGCCAAAGCAUAGCCAACAACUGCAUUUUAGAACACAAAACUAUUGGGUGAGUGUCUUUGUUUUCAGCUCAGAUCCAACAAGUCGUUUGUUGUUCCUCUUGCGGUAUCUCUCCGUCCCGCGAUGUACAUAGAUGCCGUUUCUAUUUCCCUGUUAAAUCUAGUUAUUUAUACAUAAUUAUGCGCUGUCACGGCACCGAAGCUCGGGCAACUCCCGUCUACAAAGAUUGCAUUCUGCUCGUUCGUAUAGAAAAAGAGCAUCGUAUCUGAAAGCACUGCACAGAUCUCUAUUCUUCUUUUUGGGCAGCAGAUUUCUCCGUCGAUUGCCACCGUGGGUUGUGAAUGGGCUUUUUGGAGACAUUGAGGGGCAAUGCAUGGCACGGACUUCGUGAGAUAGCUCCACCACAUCAUGUACCGGGAGGCUCGCUUCCUUUUGUCAAUAACCCCCUGCAUUAGAAAGCUAGCACAUCAGCAAGAAGGCUGGACUGGUUGUUUCACACAGAGGAAGAUGUUGUUUUUUUUAAAUAAUAUUUAUUAAAGUUUUAAGUUUACAAAAAGGCAAAAGAAAAAUACACCAAAUUAAACAAUAACAAAACCAACACAUCACAAUAAAAAACUGAAAAAUAGGAACAAUUAAAAACAAAAGAAAAAAGAAAAAAACAAAUCAAACCUUCCCAUAACUUAUCUUUCAUUUGCUUGUUUCCCUGACCUCCUCACACCUCCCUUUUUUGUAUUCUAGGUCAAUUAUCCAUUUCAGCAAAUCCUUUCCCUCUCUUCAAAAUUUUUAUCCUGAAAAUUUAUCUUGAUCUUGAUAUAAGUUUACUUUCCCUCUUUUCACCAAUUAACAGUCUAUUUUUCUUUAACUCUUUGAUACAUUUUUGGUAGAAUCACCUAGAUUCAUUCCAACAUCAUUCUAACAUUCAUUAAUUUUACAAUGUUUCUGUAAAUAGUCUUUAAAUUUCUUCCAAUCUUCCUCCACCGACUCUUCUCCCUGGUCUCGGAUUCUGCCCACACAGAGGAAGAUUUUGAUAUGUACAGUGGUACCUCAGGUUACAUACACUUCAGGGUACAUACGCUUCAGGUUACAGACUCCGCUAACCCAGAAAUAGUACCUCGGGUUAAGAACUUUGCUUCAGGAUGAGAACAGAAAUUGCGUGGCAGCGGCGCAGCGGCAGCGGGAGGCCCCAUUAGCUAAAGUGGUGCUUCAGGUUAAGAACAGUUUCAGGUUAAGAACAGACCUCCGGAACAAAUUAAGUACUUAACCCGAGCUACCACUGUAGUAGCAUGGAUUAUUCCUCUGUGUCUACUGCAGAGGUGCCAUCCUCUGGGGAAACCCAGUCAAAUGGGCAGGAUAUUAUUAUUAUUAUUAUUAUUAUUAUUAUUAUUAUUAUUAUCCCAUGAUGAGCUCGGCCUGUGCAUGCCCUAAACUAUUUUGACUCUAAGCCAGAGCUGUCAAUCAUGAGUGCCAGCAGGAUUUGGGAUAAAGGAGGCCGCUUGGGUCCUUUAGCAUUCUUGUUUAACUCAGGGAUGGAGAACUUGCAGCCUUCCAGAUGUUGUUUAAAAAGAAGCCCAGCUCACAUCAUCCCUGACCAUGGACCACACUGGGUUGCGGCUGAUGGGAUUCAGAGUCUGGCACAUCUGGGAUGGCUAAGGGUUCCCCAACCUUAUUUCAACUGGUUCCAAGGAGAAUAUCCCGAGGGGCAGGAUCUGUGCCUGGGAAUCUCUUUUUUUUUUCUUUUUUUUUUUAAAUGAUAUGUAUUCCAAAUUUAAAAUUACAAAAAAAACCCGGAAAACAAAACAGUACAAGAUACAAAAAAAAUUGACCAUAACCAUAACAGAGCAUAGAAUAAAAACAAAAAAACAAAAAACAAAAAAACCAAUAAAAUACAAUAAAAAAACAGAACAAGAAAUAUACAAAAACAUUGCAUUAAAAUAAGACAAAAACAAAUUAAACCUUUACAUAACUUUUUCCCUUUACUUAUUUCCUUGACCUCCUCUCACCUCCCAGUUUUGUAUUCUAGUUCAGAUCGUUCUUUUUCAGCACAUCCUUCCAAUCUUAUUUUCGUUUGCAUAAUUUAAUUUAAAAUAUUAUAAUUAAACAUCCUCUAUUUCAUCAAUUUCAUCAACUCAUUUUUACUUAAUACUUUAUCUCAUAUCUACCAAAACUGCCUAAUUUUCUUUUUCCAACAUCUUUCUAACAUUCUUUAAUGUUAUAAUGCUUUUGAAGAUAUAUUUUAAUUUUUUUCCAAUCUUCUUCCACCGACCCUUCUCCCUGGUCUCGAAUUCUGCCAGUCAUCUCAGCCAAUUCCAUAUAGUCCAUCAUUUUCAUCUGCCAUUCUUCUCGGGUGGGUAAUUCUUGUGUCUUCCAGUACUUUCCGAUGAGUAUUCUUGCUGCUGUUGUAGCAUACAUGAAAAAGUUUCUAUCCUCCCUUCGCACCGAUUGUCCAACCAUGCCCAGAAGGAAGGCCUCUGGUUUCUUCUGGAAGGUAUACUUAAAUACCUUUUUCAUUUCAUUAUAAAUCAUCUCCCAGAAGGCCUUGAUCUUUGGGCAUGUCCACCAAAGGUGAAAGAAUGUACCCUCAUUCUCUUUACAUUUCCAACAUUUGUUAUCGGGCAAAUGAUAAAUUUUUGCCAGCUUGACUGGGGUUAAGUACCACCUGUAAAUCAUUUUCAUAAUAUUCUCUCUUAAGACAUUACAUGCCGUAAACUUCAUACCUGUGGUCCAUAACUGUUCCCAGUCAGCAAACAUAAUAUUAUGUCCAACAUCUUGUGCCCAUUUAAUCAUAACACUGUGCGUGGGAAUCUCAGGCCCCUGUGAUGAGCGCCACUGGGAUCUGGUGGGGUGGAAAGACAGCGGGUUCCUCUUUUGUGUCAAAGCGAGGGCUGAAGCAGAAACAUGGUUUUUUUAAAAAAAAGAAAACAGAAGUACCAGUUUGAACACCAAGCUGCAUAGGUCUUUUUUCCCCAUUAGUUAUUAAAAAAAAACCACAAUCGAAACAACCACCCAAGAGUAUUUAUAGCAGGAAAAACAAGUUCCUGGUCUUAAAACUUGUUUGCGGUAUUCUUAAGAAUUCAAGAGCCCAUGGAAUAAGAAGCAGAGAGGAUAAUUAUAUCAGGCAGAUGUUUAGUUUUUCUUUUCUUUUCUUUUUACCACCUUUACAAGGUGGUAAAGAGAAGGUGCACUGAGCUAGCAUUUCCACUCUGGGGUGUUGUGCGUGUAUUAGGUGUACAGAGACAUACUGCCUCUUUAAACGCACCCCUGUUGCAAACUAUCAGGCUCCUAUGAGCUUCCUUUCCUUCCAGACUGUGCUGCCUGUUUGCUUACAGAUCUCUGCCUUUGAACUCAGAAAGGGUUGAGCGUGCUAUUAAUGGAGGCAAAUCUACAAAAACGUUAUCCAGUAAGCCUUUCACUACUCAGUUUUCAUUUGGGUAGAGCAGGCCUAAAAGAGACUAUCUGGUGUGAUCUAUUCCCGAGGGUGGCGAUUCUGAUUUGCUGUUAGUCGUAGAAUUGUAGAGUCCAACCCUUUGCAGUGCAAGAAUUUUGUUUAUCUACUGUACCUUCUUCAUGUUCAGUCUUCUUCUUCUUUGUUUUCUAGGCUUCGACACCAAGCCCACAAAGAGCUUUAUGCCUACAAACAGGUAAGCUUUUCUUUCUCUUUGUCCCCUGCCGCCGAUGUUGCUACCACCCGGUCGCCCUGACAAAUUUCAAAUCGGGGCAUAGUUGAAAAGCUUCCCUGAGCUUUCACUUGCAAAAUUGUUUUCAGGCUGCAGGCAAGUGAGCAAAACGUCUCAGGUGCUCUCAGCCUUUGCAGACAAACAAGCAAUAAGAUUUGACCCCUGCCCCAGGGAGCUUCCAAAUUAGAAUUCACCACCAAGGGAAAAAACCCCAAUGAAGGCAGGGGUAACUGGGAACAACUCUGACACACCCAUACCUGAUUUAUCCUUCCCUGCCCAAACCACAAACUGUAGCUGAGGUUUGUUCUGUAAACUGUGGUUUGACAUAAAGCAAGAGCCUGAGAUUGGACGUAACACUUAGGCCAAACCAUGGUUUGGCUGCCAGCAGCCAAGGAGCCGCCAUCUUGUCUCUGGGAACCUGGGGUUGUAUCCAGUGAAGACGUCCAGCUAACUUAAUAAUUUCCCCAGCCAACGCAAUUUUCAUCUGGAGUGUUUGGGACAACCCCAGAACAGAACAGUGCACCUUCCGGGGAGCAGGGCUGGGCGAUAUAUCGAUACAUCGUCCAGUAACGGUUUCUAGACCACAUCGCGAUAACCGUUUCAAAAGAAUUGGCCUGGCAAUGUAUCACAAAUCACUGUGUAUGUGUGUGUGUGUGUCCUUUCUGACAUCGUAAUAUGUUGGGGUUUAGCUGGCUAUACAUUACGAUGUUGGAAUGUAUAUAUAUAUGGUUCUUUCAGGUUACGUCCCGCGGCGACCCGGAAGUACCGGAAAGGGUUACUUCCGGGUUUCGCAUCUCGUGCAUGCGCAUGCACAUGACGUCAUUUUGCACUUCUGCGUAUGCGCGAGAUGCAAAACGCGGAAGUAACCCUUUCCGGUACUUCCGGGUCACCGCGGGACGUAACCUGAAAGAAUGUAACAUGAAGCAAAUGUAACAUGAGGUAUGACUGUGUGUGUGUGUGUGUGUGUGUGUGUGUGGAGAGAGAGAGGUUUUUGCGGGAGGGAAGCAGUGGCACUAGCUGCAGUCCAUAUAAGCUCAAUGUACAAACAGGGCCUUGGAAUUGCUCCUGAGCAAAACAUGCAUAGGAUUGCACUGCACCUUCUCUUUCAUGAUCCCAUGGAAAUAUAUAUAUAUAUAAUUUUAAAUUGUCCAGUAACACCUUAGAGACCAACUAAGUUUGUUCUUGGUAUAAGCUUUCGUGUGCAUGCACACUUCACACGAAAACUUAUACCCAGAACUAACUGGGUGCUACUGGACAAUUUGUUUUAUUUUUUUAUAUAUUUCGACUGCAUCAGACCAACACGGCUACCUACCUGAAUCAUGAUACCAUGAAGGCAGUGCUUUUUUUUUCUAAAAAAAAAUGUUUAUGGGUAUUCUCAUUUUGACUCAAGAAAAUCACCAUUUUAUAGUUCAAAUCAGGGAAAAUAAAUACAGUGAAUGGACAAAAGUACAAAGAUUCACAAAAAUGUUUAGGGGCAUGCGUACGCCUGCGUGUCAUCCUCACGCCCCAGAAAAAAGCACUGCAUGGAGGCCAUUCAAUGCAUUAAACUUCCCCCCCUCCCUUUCUGUUUCUAUAAGUUGAUGAUAUAUUUGUGGGGGCCUUUUUAGCAUGCCCAGUGGAGCAGAUUUCAUUCUGGUACUGCUUUACAACCUUUGAAAGGCAAGGCUUUGGGAGCAAAGGUCUGCUGUGUCGUCCGGCUUGCAUGCAUCUUACAAGAAUUCAACCCCUCUUUUGCAAUGUUUGUUUUCGUUGUGGGGGUGGGGUUUGCACAAGUACAGGCACCUCCGUUUUCUAACACACCCUCUCACUCUCUCUCUCCUUUUCCCCCUUGCAGGUUAUCCUAAAGGAAAAAGUUAAAGAACUCAACCUACAUGAGGUAAGCUGACUUUGUCACCCAUGAAGAAAAUCAAACUGAUGUGGAAACAAGGAAAACUGAAUUUAAGGUUGGGAGGGGGGGAUGAGAAAUUGAGAUAAAUGAAAUGGACAGAUUUGCCCUUCACUAGCCACCAGGCAGAUGUAUAGCACAGCCCCAGUUUGCCUUAAUCUUGAUUCCGCCCCUCCAAGAAGCUCUGGGAACUGUAGUUCUGUGAGAGUUUGGCUCUCUUCCAUCAAAGAAUUCUAAACAACCACUCCAGAUUCCAGGAUAUAUUGGGGGGGGGGUCUUUGAAGAGGAGUCAUGGCAGUUAAAUAGAUAUAGAACUAACUUUAUCAUUAAUAAUAUUUGAUUAAGAACAUUUCAGUUACAUCAUACUGAACAAUAUGGAAUAAUUUAAAUCUUUGUUUUGUGUUGGUUGUAAAAUGAAAAGUAUAAAGAAAAAGUUAAACAAAAAAGAAAAGAAAUAAUUUCAGUUAUAGAAACUAAAGUGAAAAGACAGAAAAGUGCAAAUGUAAAGAAAGUAAUAUAUAUAUAUAAUAUAGUACACUAAAUAUACAGUCUUACUGGCACCCAAAGGCCUUGGGAGUCAAACGAUUCAGCUCCCAAUCAGAAACCAGAAGUGAGUGUUCUAGUUUUCGAACUUUUUUUGGAAGCUGAACAUCCAGUGCGGCUUCCACUAUUAUUUCUGGCGCGCCUGCACAACCGGAAACCAUUGGGAAGCCACGCCUUGGUUUCUGAACAUUUCGGAAGUCAAACGAAAUUCCGGAACGGAUUCCGUUCGAUUUCCAAGGUACGACUGUAAUCAGAACCAACUUAGUGCCAACAAAGACAUGAAACCCACCUAAUUUUCAGAACUCUGUCACAUAUUUUCCCUUGUGAAUAAUGUAGAGCCUUCUCCAAAAAUAAGUCAGGGGCUCUCUUUUCCAUCUAAAGAAGAGCCUUGUGAAGUCUGGAAUCUUGCCUCCUUCCUUUGCCGGUGAAAUUAGGCAUCACUUGGGUCACCUUCCUUUCGACCUUUUCCUGAGCUCAGCAAGGAUGUUUUCAAUCUCUUGUAACUCUUGAAAUCUGGCAAGGUGGGAAGAGACAUCGAGACGAGGAGGGGAAGAGAAGACGAAAGCCUCCUCAGUUACUGUGGCGCCAUCGGCGCUGACGGAAUGAGUUACGGGGCUCUAAAUUUAAAUUUUGGAGGGAAGUGGGGAGUGUGCUGGGGCCCCUGGUAUGCGUGCUCAGAAGGCCGGACUUUCAGCAGCACAAACCUGACACCGCUAUCGCUCUGCUCGGAGGAAAUAAAAGCCAAAAAAGAAAAAAAAGCAAGUUUGGUUAUGCAACUGCCAGUUGCCACACAGCCGGAGAGGUUAUUUUUAUAGGCUAUAAAUCCUUACUGCUGGGUGGAGAGUCCCAGCAGGCCUUAGAGGAGGCUGGAAAGUUCUGUACCUUUCUCAAAAGAAUUGGCUCUGACUCAGGCACAUUUCCCUCCAGUCCUUUUUGUAGAAUUGCAGAGUCCCUAAAGAAUUAGGGGUCCCUAAAGAUCCUCUAUUCCAACCCCCUCUCCACAAUGCAGGAAUCUCAGAUACUGGAGACAAAGGUGCUUUUUUCUGAACUGGGAUUGUUCUCAUUUCUGGUAAAUUUCAGCUUGAAUAAAUCAGGACAGUCCAGGAGCCAGCACAAUUAUGGGUGCCUUCAAAACGAUUUCAUUUAUUUUUAUUUUACCAAAAUUAUCUCCCACACAGUCCCUGGCAUCCUUACCUUUUAAUCCAGUCGAAAACAUUCUCGCUUUGUAGCAUCAAAACUCUUCUUCCAAUGCAGCAAUAGCAAUUCAAACACAUAUUUUUAAGAACAGCCUGCAGGAUCAGGCCAGCGGCUCAUCUCGUCCAGCACCCUGUUCUCAAAGUGGGGGAACAGUUGUCUGUGGGAAAUCGGGAUUCGAACACAAGACCAACUCUCUCCUCCUGCAGUUUCCAGCAACUGGGGCUCAGAAGCCUUGCUGCCUCCAACUGGCAAAUAUAAAUAUAUUAGCUGCAGCCAGUAGGACUGUUCCUGUGCACAUAACGUUUCUUCUUUUGAAAUCUAUCUGAGUCCAUCAUCCUAGUAUGCCCCGCGGAGGACCUUAAGGUCCACAAAUGACAACAUUUUGGAGGUUCCAAGUCGCAAGGUGGUUAGACUGGUCUCAACUAGGGCCAGGGCCUUUUCAGUACUGGCCCCGACUUGGUGGAACGCUCUGUCACAAGAGACCAGGGCCCUGCGGGACUUGACAUCUUUCCACAGGGCCUGCAAGACAGAGCUGUUCCGCCUGGCCUUUGGUUUGGACUCAGUCUGACCCUUAUGUUUCCCUCCCCUUAUGGUCUUGAUUUAUCAGCUGCUUUUAAAACGAGGCUGCAUUUUAAAUUGCAUUUUAACCUGUAUUUUAAAUUGGUUUUGUUUGUUUUCUGUGCCCCCCCCAUUAUGUUUUACUGUGAUUUUAUUGGUGUUAGCUGCCCUGAGCCCGGCUCUGGCCAGGGAGGGCGGGGUAUAAAUAAAAUUUGUUGUUGUUGUUAUCCCUGGAUAUCCCAGUUGGCUAGAGUGUGCUGCUGAUAAUGCCAAGGUUAGAAUCAUCAAAUUGUACAGCUGAAAGGUACUUUGAGAAUCAUCUAAUCCAACCCCCUGCAGUGCAGGAAUUUGCAUUAUUAUUAUUAUUAUUAUUAUUAUUAUUAUUAUUCCCCACCCAUCUGGCUGGGUUGCCAUUGCAGGGGCUUGGACUAGAUCCUCAGGUCCCUUCCAACUCUGUGGUUCUGAAUGCAAAAUGCUUCCUUUCCCCCCUGUCUAACUGAUCUUUUUUCUUUCUCCCCUUGUUCCUUUGCCCUACUCCUUUCAGAUCUGUGCUGUUUGUUUGGAGGAGUUCAAGCCCAAAGAUGAGCUGGGAAUCUGCCCAUGCAAACACGCCUUCCACAGAAAGUAAGUGCAUAAAAAAAAGUCCAGGGGGAGCGGCAGAAGUGAGCAUCUCUGCAGAUGGACCUUCGGCCGUGGACGGUGCCUCCUGAUUUCCCUUGAGGGUUGCACCCACAUUCCAAGAGCCGGGUCCCGUCAUGGUGGCGGCGGCAGAAGAGAAAGCCUUCCCUUUGUUUCCAGGCCAUGGGGACAUCCAUUAGGCGCAUCCCUUGUCAUGUACGAUAAACAGAGCCAGACCCCAUCAGCGCUGCCUGCAGAAAGUGCCAGGCUCCUUCCCCUGGCAACGCCAGUCCAAAGGAUUGUGGGUGCCAGUACUCAGCCCAAGCCAAGAGGCUGGCAGUCUGAUGCAGUAUAAGGCAGUUUCAAAUGCAAGCAGGGUGGGUUUACGAUUAUUAAAUUUAUUAGGGUUUUUCUUUUUGCCACAGGCAACUCAAAGCAACUUACCAAAAAAGACCUUUGCCCUUGUGGAGUGUUUCCUCAGCCUCCUCUCCUCUCCCCUCUCCUUGGGAGUCCUCUGGGCAGCCACUGCUACCAUCCCUGGUCUCUGAGCUGCCCCCAAAGAGAAGAGCCUCCUCACACUGCCCACAGGGCCCUGGGACUUGUCUGUCCAUUCCCAACAGCAAGGGCUGGCAGACUGGCAGGCUUGACUCCCGUGUCCGCUUGCUUGCCUACUUUGAGGGCACCUCAGCUCCUGGCAACCAGUAUCCCCUGGCCAGCCCCAGAGGCACCAUUCGCCUGGGGAGCUUGCAGCCAGGGCUGCUGCAACAAACAGCCCCACAAGCCUUUGGGAGGCAGAAAUGCGAGAGGGCAUCAGAGGAGGGAGGGAAGGAAAGAGGGCACCCCUGACCAUCAUUUAAGGCACCCCAAGUUGCCGCAGCAUACUGGUUGAAAACCACUGCUUUAUUUGGGUUACUACGUUGGCUCCCAGCACAUUUCCGAGCACAAUUCAAAGUGUUGGUGCUGACCUUUAAAGCCCUAAAUGGCCUCGGUCCAGUAGACCUGAAGGAGCGUCUCCACCCCCAUUGUUCUGCCCGGACACUGAGGUCCUUCUGGCGGUUCCCUCACUGCGAGAAGCAAAGCUACAGGGAACCAGGCAGAGGGCCUUCUUGGUAGUGGCACCUGCCCUGUGGAACGCCCUCCCACCAGAUGUCAAAGAGAAGAACAACUACCAAAUUUUUAGAAGACAUCUGAAGGCAGCCAUGUUCAGGGAAGCUUUAAUGUUUAAGAGACCACUGUAUUUUAAUAGUCUGUUGGAAGACGCCCAGAGUGGCUGGAGAAACCCAGCCAGAUGGGCGGAGUAUAAAUAAUAAAUUCCAUUCCAUUCCAUUCUGCUAUAUUCCUAGCUUGAAGUCUGCCUAUACUGAAGGGGCUGCUUUCUUUCCCCGCCACAGGUGCCUCAUCAAAUGGUUGGAGGUGCGCAAAGUCUGCCCACUCUGCAACAUGGCCGUCCUGCAGCUGGCACAACUCCACAGCAAGCCGGAUGCCCAUGGACUCCCCCAAGAGCCCCUCCCUGGGGCGGCCAACAUCGUAUAG